Penicillium nucicola is the source of this 3441-nucleotide messenger RNA. Its product is annotated as glycoside hydrolase family 18 protein. Lineage: Eukaryota; Fungi; Ascomycota; Eurotiomycetes; Eurotiales; Aspergillaceae. Gene Ontology annotation, molecular function: chitin binding; hydrolase activity, hydrolyzing O-glycosyl compounds. Gene Ontology annotation, biological process: carbohydrate metabolic process. Bases 1 to 3441 code for a protein of 1146 amino acids. The transcript has 17 exons. The record is from RefSeq and is a predicted model, not a curated record.
AUGAAGAUCGCAGCUGCUUUUGCGCUGCUUUUCGUCUCGGUUUUGGGGCUGAGCUCGCAAGAUCCUGAUUCUUUGGAGGAUUAUACCUGCCAUGCAAACUUGGAUGUUGUAGCAGUUCGGGUGUGUGUGGAAUGGGCCCUGACUUUUGCGGUGACAGCUGUAUCUCCGAGUGUGAUGCGAAAAGUGAAUGUGACCCUGGAUGGGGGACGCAGUGGUCUGGGAGCGAGAAGUGUCCUCUCAAUGUCUGCUGUAGCAAGUUUGGUUUCUGUGGUACGACUGCAGAGUUCUGCGGUGAUAAUAAAGUUACAGAGCCAUCAUGCUCAGGAAACAGGAUAUUACGAAGGAUGGUCGAUUACUCGGGCCUGCCAUGGCAUGACACCGGAACAGCUCCCUGUCGGCGCGUACACUCACUUGAACUUUGCAUUUGCGUUCAUAGACCCAGUGUCGUUCCAAGUUGCCCCGAUGAGCGAGGCAGAUGUUGAGCUGUAUCCCCGUCUGACUGGACUAAAGGCCGCAAACCCAGGUCUUCAGGUUUGGAUCUCUAUCGGAGGUUGGUCUAUGAAUGACCCAGAUCAGUCCACUGCCACCACGUUCUCUGAUCUGGCUGCAUCUACAACUGCCCAGUCUGCUUUCUUCAGCUCUUUGCUGUCAUUCAUGCAGACAUAUGGCUUUGAUGGUGUUGAUAUUGAUUGGGAGUAUCCCGUAGCACCUGAAAGAUCUGGCAGACCAGCAGAUUAUCAGAAUUAUGUUUCAUUCUUGAAAAACCUUCGCUCGGCUCUGGGUGGAAGUGGUCACAACUAUGGAGUGACAAUCACUCUUCCUUCGAGCUAUUGGUACCUGCAGAACUUUGACAUCGUGUCAUUGGCGAGUGUUGUAGACUGGUUUAAUGUCAUGACCUAUGAUCUUCAUGGCACAUGGGAUUCUACGGACAAGUUCAUUGGACCUGUUGUCAAUGCACACACCAAUCUUACGGAAAUCAAUUUGACCAUGGAUCUAUUCUGGAGAAACAGCAUUGACCCUGACAAAAUUGUGAUGGGCUUGGGAUUCUAUGGACGGAGUUUCACACUCACAGAUCCAAGUUGUACCUCACCGGGCUGUCCAUUCAGCGGCGGUGGCAAUCCUGGAGCAUGCUCAGCUAGUGCAGGAACCCUCAUGUACUCUGAGAUCCAAGAUCUUAUAGCUGCAGGUGCAACGCCCACACUCGACAGCGUUGCAGGAGUCAAACAGAUCGUCUGGGACACAAAUCAAUGGGUAUCAUACGACGAUUCAGAGACCUUGAAGAUCAAAACAGACUAUGCAAAUGGUAAGUGCCUCGGAGGGACAAUGGUGUGGGCAGUCUCGACCGACGACGUAGCAGGCACAGCCGCGCAAGCCUACAUGAAGAACAAUGGCUUGUCCCAGUUAAGUCUUUUCGGCGGCGGAGCGAGCACCAAACAGGAAGACGUUCUGUCUACCUGCAUUUGGGGUGAAUGUGGAAAAGACUGUCCUGCCAACUCCAGCCCUGCCCAACGCAGUGAUGGUAAGAACCGUGGUAACGCGGGUAUCUACACUGGAUGUCCAAAAGACCAGACCCGUAACUAUUGCUGUCCUAAGGACCAGGAAAUGCCCACAUGCGAAUGGCGUGGAUCGGCCCCUUUCUGUAAAGGUCAGUGUCAUGAGGGUGAAGUUCAGGUGUCAUCGGACACUAGCGCUACAGGAGAACUCUGCUGGACUGGGCAUAAAGUGUUGUGCUGUACAUCGACAAAGUCGGAUGCUGGUAUUAGCCAGUGCAGUGAGUAUCGCCGUCAAGGUCCCAGAGUUUACUUUGAUGUAGUGAAUGCUAACUACGACACAGAGUGGGAAGGAUCAGCACCAUUUUGUGGAAAGAAUGGCCGUGUUGGACAACACUAUGGAUGCGAUGAAUCCGAUCGUUAUGAGGAGACAUUUGAUAAUGUCGGUGCAGGCGGAGAAUCCUAUUGCUACUCGGGAUAUAAGUCAUUCUGCUGCACCAGUCCUCCUCCCUUCACUGGAUGUGGAUGGACUUCAAAAGAGCAACCAUGGCUUCAUCCGUUUACUUGCCCUACUGGCUGUCCAGCCGGCAAGCAGCCUGACGAUGACAGCGAUCUCAACUUCUGCGAGAGCACAGAUGGAGACUACGUCCUUAGUAUCUCCGCAGGUGAAGGCAACUAUGACGAGGACGGUAACCCAGCAGAUAUUUUAGAGCUUUGGUGGUAUGAGGAAGACGUAUUCAUUGUCCCCAACGAUGCUUCCCCAGAUGACAUGAAGCGCGGACUCAGCGUUAUUCAAGAAUUGGCCAGUCUGCGAGUCGACCGUCGCUGGGACCGUUCACACGGCUUGAACAACCACACACUUCCACAAGUCUGCCUUUCACCAGAUGACUGCUUCUAUGCCCUUGAGCCUGAGCUUCCCGAGGUUGAGGCUUUGCUCAGUGAAGUGCGACUCUCAUGGGAGUAUGCUGGUACCUUCCGUCACAAUCCAUAUGCCGAACCUUCAAGCAUCGUGCCUCGCGCACGCACAUCAGUUGUCAAGUUGCCGAACAACAAACGAACUAAAUUUUUGGCUUCAACGUACUAUACUGUCGCAGAUUUGGCAGGCAGAGGAAGAAAGUUCUGGGCAAAUGGUGGUGGCAAGGUGGCUAAGAUUUGCAUUAAGAAUGCUGCUGCUUUUCAAGCAAGACAAUUGGCCCGCAAAUAUGUCUCGGAGCAUGUCACUGAGCUCCAGACUCCGGCUCAGUUUGCACAAUCAAUGAUUGACAGUAAAUAUCCAGACGGAACGGCUCUAACUGGCGUUACAAGCGGAUAUAACUGGGAAGACGUCUUCGGCGACAACGGCUAUGUUCAUUGGACGUGGGCAAACCUUGGUGUUGCAAUGCCAGCAGGUUUAGUGGGCGACACGCCUAUUGAUGCAAUCUACCACGCACUUGGUAGCAGAGGAUCUAAUGCAGACUACGAUAACAUGAUGAUCUGUGAUGCUCAGACCAACUCGUUGAAGACAUCGAUGUGGGCUAUCCAUACAAACAUUAUCAGUGAUAAGCGAUGGAACGCAGCAGCUCCAUCAACGAGACUCGGGUUUUUGAAUAACCUCGACCAGUCUCUGGUACCGGCACAAGCCGCUUUGAAACACGCCUACGACGUACAGCAACAGAUCUUCAAAGCCCUAGACACCGCUGCUCAAACCAACUCCAAGAUGACUGGGCCCGGUGCAUCCAUUUCUUUUGCCUCUUUGCACAAGACCUGGUAUGAACGGUUCUUUGAGGAGUUGAAUGACAAUCUUCAAACGUUCAUUCAAGCCAAGGUCGAUAAGGAGGUCACUCUGUGGACAGGUGGCAGUGGAGCAUAUGGACUUUACAAGAGUGCACAGAGGAACGCAGUAGUUGCAAAUCUCAAGGGAAGAUCGACUGCUGUUAGCACGUUGGUUGUUCUUACGGCAUGGAUCACUUGA